Oncorhynchus gorbuscha (pink salmon) is the source of this 1561-nucleotide messenger RNA. RefSeq names its product actinodin2 (gene and2). Lineage: Eukaryota; Metazoa; Chordata; Actinopteri; Salmoniformes; Salmonidae. The record is from RefSeq and is a predicted model, not a curated record. The transcript is spliced from 4 exons. Bases 7 to 1536 code for a protein of 509 amino acids.
CGGAAUAUGGCGCGGACAGGAAGGCUAAUGUUUUCCCUCAUAUCCACCGGAAUUAUUGUAGUGUUAUUGCCAGAGUUUCUGGGGGCCGGCCCGGUGAGGCAGAAUGCGAAGAAGGAGGCAUCUGCAGUAUCCAGUGAUGUCCGCAGCAAGAGGAGUCUUACCGUUCCCAUUCCUGUCCUCAAGCGUCUUCCUGACUUCUGGGGAUGGUACAAGUUCUUCAUGGAUGCUGGUAACCAGGAAGGAAUAGAGCACCUGGACAAGAUGUACCUGACCUACCUGCAGAACAAGCACCGUUCCGAGGAGGGUCCCACCUUCACCCAUUACCUCACCCACCUCAGUGCUAUCUACAAAACUUGCGCCGACUCCGACGACCCAGAGUGCAUCGCCGAGUCCACCAGCAAGCCCAAGGCCAAGGUGGUGAUGCCCGUGCCUGUCAAGACCACCACAGUCAAAGUAUGUAACCCUUAUAUCGACCCCUACUGCCCCUUCCCCAUGAUCCCUAAGAUUGCCGCCCCAGCGACAGUCAAGGCCGCCCCAGUGCCUGUCCUGACACCCCUCCCGCCGCACCCUCAGAAGACCCCCACAGGGUUCUACUACUAUGCCCCAGUCCUGGAGCCCUUCCUCACCGCAGAGCAGAAGAUGGAGCUGCUGCGCAUCUGCAACCCCGACGACACCGAGUGUCUGCAGUACCACUUGCGUGCCGCCUAUGGCUAUAGGCCCGCUCCUGGACCCGCCCCGUCCUACGCCGCCCUGGGCUGCGAUCCCACCGAGGACCCCUACUGCCGGCCAAAGCUAGUGAAAAAAGCCCCCUCCAGCUUCUACCACAUGUACCCCACCUGCGACCCGGCCACCGAUCCCCUGUGCAUGGCUAGCAUGGCGGCCCCAUCUCCCGUUGCCAAGGAAGCCCCCAAGGAGCAGCAAUGCAACCCCCUCUUCGACAAGGGCUGCAACCCCCUCACUGCCACCAAGUUUGCCGGCCUCGCCAAGCCCGUCCUGGAGAACACACCCAAAGACAAGCCGGCGCCCAGCCCUCUGGCGUGUGACCCGCGCUAUGACCCAUUCUGCCUGCUAGGUGCCGCCGCUGCCCUCCGUAAAACUCCCCCCAUGCUGCCCCAGUACCGGAUCCACUCCCGCCUGGGCAUCCUUGGGAAGACCAAGGAGGGCCAUGACUGCUACGUGCACUACGAUAAGGGCUGCACACCCUUGGAGGCCAGUGAUGAACCCAACGCCCCCGUCGCACCCCAAUGCCACCCCUAUGACUUUACCUGCAAUGGAAUGUCUGCCCCUUCUCGCCUCACCGCUGAGGCCGACAAGCCCAAGAGUGGCGUGAUCCUGCCCGAUCCUGACUGUGACCCCGAGUACGACUACAGCUGCCGCCUGCGUCGUGCUGAGGAUGCCUCCGCCGCAGCGGAACCAGCGGCCAAGGAGCCCAAGGAUGAGCCAGUGCAGCAGGAUGCUGCCCCCGAGUAUGCCGUCCCACAGUUUGAAGACUUCCUCAGAAACUACAUGGCCAUGGAUCAAUACAGGAAGAAGUAAACACAAACACAAAUCUCAACUAGAU